Trichomycterus rosablanca is the source of this 2171-nucleotide messenger RNA. RefSeq names its product WD repeat domain 31 (gene wdr31). Gene Ontology annotation, molecular function: protein binding. The transcript is spliced from 10 exons. Bases 193 to 1233 code for a protein of 346 amino acids. The record is from RefSeq and is a predicted model, not a curated record. NCBI's taxonomy places the organism in Eukaryota, Metazoa, Chordata, Actinopteri, Siluriformes, Trichomycteridae.
AGCUUUGGUGAGCAGCGUGGACCCUGCAGGGAGAAGCUGCUCAACUCCGGACAUUCAGUUCACAUCUAUUUAUAUCAUCUACACCUGUAACACCUGUGUGUUUAUCACUGCAGCAUCACCGUCAGCAGGACGGAGGUGUGUGAGGGCUCCACCAUGUUGGCUGAAGUUCGGUGAGGUGCAGGACGCUCCAGCAUGGGUAAACUCCAGAGCAAGCUCCGGCGCCGAUCUGACCUCUACAGGUCCCACACCUGGGCCAGAGAGGGGGCGGAGUCUACACCUCUACCUCAGGUGGUGCAGUAUGAACCCGCCCACUCGGACGCCGUUAACUGUGUGACCUCGCUGACCUCUGACCUCUGUGUGUCAGGUGGAGGUGACCAGGCGGUGGUUGUAUACGACUGGAGAGCAGGGAAGCUCUGUAGAUCUUUCCAUGGCCACAGUAAGGAGAUCACCAAGUUGGCGUGUUUCACAGGCAGUACGUGGAUCUUCAGCGCCUCCCGGGAUAAAUCGGUGCUCAUGUGGGAUUUUACUGGAGGUUCGAACCCUGUCCAGUCCUUCUGCGGACACGAGCUGGUGGUGAACGGGGUCGCUGUGAGUCCAGACGGGUCGAAGCUGUGCACCGGUUCCCGUGACAACUCCAUGUGUCUGUGGGACAUCGAGACCGGGAAGCGGUUACAGAGAAACACCAUCUCACGCAACCUGGUGACUCACCUGUGCUGGGUUCCUGGAGGAACAUCAGUGGUCCAGACAUCAGAAGAUAAAACCGUCAGAGUGUGGGACAGCAGGGCGUGGCAGGUGACGAACACGUUUCCAGCUAAGCAGUACAUCCAGACCCACUGUGAUGUCAGCAUGAACCAAAACCACCUGCUGUCCAGCAGCAACGGCUUCGGGGGCCACGGCGCUGAGACCACGCUGUGGGACCUCAGGCAGCCCGGCUGUAGGGUUCUGGAGUACCGCGGGCAUCACCAGACCACCGCCUGCUCCGUCUUCCUCCCGCCCAGCGUGGGGUCAGCAUCACUCAUCACCACGUCCUCAUACGACCAAUCAGUGAAGAUCUGGGAUCAGAACACAGCGGUGUGUGUACUCACUUUGACCCUGGACGGUUCGGGGCCGUUGGUGUGUGUGGCCCCGUGUGACUCCAGCACUCUGCUGUGUGCCAGCUUUAACUCAGGCCUUCACCAGCUGCAGGUGGCACAGGGCGCCGUGCCCGGCCUCAGGGAGGUGGCACGCUUUUAACCAGCACCGCCGCCGCCGCUGCUAACCGCUAACACGCUGCCUAACACUACUGAUACUGCUGGUUACAGACAUUACUAUUACCACUAACACUACUGAAUCUACUAACACUACUAACUCUAAUUACUCUACUAACAUUAAUGAUACUACCGACUCUGCUAACACUACUGACUCUACUAGCUGUACUGACUACUGACAGUACUGACUCUACUGAUUACAGACAUUACUGUUACCACUGCCACUACUGACUCUACUAACACUACUGACUGUACUGACUAUACUGACUAUACUGGCACUAUUGAGUACUGACUCUACUGACAACACUGACUCUAAUUACUCUGCUAACACUACUGAUACUAUUGACUCUACUGACUCUUACUAGCUGUACUGACACUACCCAGUACUGACUCUACUGAUUACAGACAUUACUGUUACUACUGGCAUUACUGACUCUACUAGCUGUACUAGCACUACUGAGUACUGACUCUAUUGACAGUACGGACUCUGCUGCCUUUACUAACACUACUGACUCUACUUACAGUACUACUCACUUUAAUGAUUCUACUGCCACUACUGACUGUCCUGACACUACUGACUCUACUAAAUUACUGGCACUGCUGACUCUAGUGACUCUACUGACUGUCCUGACUCUCACUGACAGUCUGCAGAUCCACAGUGGGUGAUGAGGACCAGGAGAGAUGUUUUCCUCUGCCUCGUGUUCCUCACCUGAUUAUGCAAAACUGUGACCAAACACUGGAGGGAGUCGAGCACACGCCCCACUGCUCCCAGUCCAGUGGAUACGACCUCAACCCUUCUCAGCUCAGUUUAUAUGGGCACAGAGACGUCACCAGCACUGGUCAUUCAAUUGUGUUCAUUAUGAGAUUUAUACCAUUAUUAAACAUUAUGCAAAUGAUCUCAAAUAAAAGCUAAAACCUGUUAAA